Blepharisma stoltei is the source of this 5141-nucleotide messenger RNA. Lineage: Eukaryota; Ciliophora; Heterotrichea; Heterotrichida; Blepharismidae. The record is from the annotation of a GenBank genome assembly.
AUGGCUUUGCUAAUCACAAAAUUUUUAGCCUUGAUUGUUUUAGUAAACAGCGUCACAUUUUUUCUAUGCUUUAGUUCACAAACUCCUCAAAAAAUCAAGUCCUGAUCUGAAUCAUUUCUCGCAUUAAAUACAAAUAAUCUUCUGCUAGAAUGAAAGAUCAUACAAAAUGAAGCUGAAUUUAAUUUAUUAAAAAAAGAAAAUCCAUCAAUUAUAAUUAUCGAUGAGACUUACAAUCUCCAGUUUAGCCAUGAGCUUCAAAAAUAUGCUUUAAGCACAAGAUCUUAUGUUAUUUAUACAGAAAUCAGCCCUUUUGCAUAUACAGAAACUCCUUUUCUUAUAAAUCUCAAGCCAUCAUUAUCAUGCUUAAAAAGUGCCUAUGACGGAUUUUUAUCAUAUUUGGAAAUUCAAAAAGGAAUAAUUAUUUGGGAGUUUAAUGAAAAAAAUAGUCUUUUGAUCAAUGAUAUUAUGAGAAAUAAUGGAUACCAAAUAACUGAUGUAUCAGUUCUUGAGAAUUCGAGCCAAAAUUCCAUUAAUGGGAUAAUUUCAAGAGUGGUAAAACCAUUCGGGAUUCCUACUAUAAUUAUAAUAGGAAGCCCAGAAAAUUGUAUAAAAAUACAAAAUAGCUUGUUAAAGUUUAAUAUGGACAGAGCUGGAUACUCAAUAGUUCUGGGCCAUACAUGUUUGAAUAAUGGAAUUAUUGAUGGGUCUUUAAGUAUUGUUAAAAGUAUUGAUAUUGACUUAAAGACUGAAAAAGAAAGCGCAGGCUCAAUGAUAGUGCCUUUUUGAUAGUGCGCAUUUCAUAAAUAAUAAAAUGGCGACGUCAUGAUAAUUCCUCUUCGAGGAAUUUCUCUCCUUGCUCAUUUUAUUAUUAUAGGGUUCAGUUUUCCCGGUGAGACCUUAUCCAGCAAUAUCAGGUAAGCAACGGGGAGGGGUGCACAACCUCCUGGCCUGAUCCGUGGAUGUUUGGUGGGCAUAGGGUUUUCUGCUUGACACUUCCGAGGAGGAAGACCCAUAGGCGGCACAACGCGCAGGAAUCAAGUUUUAAGCAAGGCAACACAGUUCAUGAGGUCUGGCCUUCGACUGGCCGUCAUUUACUUUGGAUGGUCUGACCACCCGAUAAAAAGAGUGACGUCGGAAAUGCCCGAUGACGUCACUAGUUGGAGUCUACUGGGGUGAGCCCUUGUGGCUUUGUUAAAUCAUCCUGCGGAACCAGAGAAGCACGUUAAACUCUCUAAGUAAUUUAAGUUCUAAGUUUUAAGAUAGUGCGCAUUUCACCGAAGUACUUUUAUCGAAAAUUGUUAAAUAGUGUGCCUAUUUUGCCAAAAUUUAACGGUUUUUCGGUCAAAUGUCUCAUUAUCAAAAAUGAUUCGAACAAAUUUUUCCCCUAGGAGAUGUCGCACUAUCAAAUUUCCACAGUCAUUUGAUAUGGAGCCGAAAAAGAAUCAUAUAUCAACAGUCUAAACUUUUUUGUAGACAAAGUAAAUUUCAUGCUAAAUAUUGAUGUAAAAGGGGCAAAAUUGAAAUUAUUUGACACUAUUUAUCAGUUGAAGUCAUGCAAUUUUACAGUUUUGAAUAAAAAUGCUAGAAAUGUGUCAAAGGUAGGAGAAUUUUCUAAUGGAAAAUUGAAUAUUUCUGGAGAAAUUCAAUAUCCAGGGAAUUCAGCAAUCAAGCCGACUUCAAACUCAGUAGUUAUCUCUAUAUCAGCUAAUGCAGGAGAUGUUAAUCCUCCAGGCUACCCUAAAAAUUUUGUUAACACACUAUUCCAUCAAGGCACCUAUUUUGCAGUUUCCAAAAUUAACCAAUCAAAGCAAAUUCUUCCAAAUUUUAUUUUAAAUUUAUAUGGACAAAUAAAUUGUGGAUCAAGUUCAUGAAAUUACGAAUUUGCAAAAAAAUGCUUUUUAGACAAUAAAAAUAAUAUGGGAAUUGCAUUUAUUGGGCCAGUACUGUCAUCAAUAACUAUAGCUACAUUAAAACUUUUUAAAGAGCUCAAUAUAACGAUCCCUGUCAUACAAGGAGGUAAUUCAGCUAAGUCCCCCCUCCGUGAGUGAACAAAAAAAUUUGCUCACUCACGUAGGGGUUAAUUUUUUUUUAAAAAAAAUUAUAUAUAAAUUUUAUAAAAAAAAUUUUUUUUUCGAAAUUUUUAAAAAAAUCCUAAUUUGCAAAAAUUGGGAAGCAAAUAUUAAUUUAAUUUAUAAAAUUUAUUUUUAAAACGCAAUUUGUUUAAAAAAUUACGCAGAAUUAGCUCGAGAUUUCAUUAUAUUAAUUAAUACUUAUAUAUCAAUUUUUUUUCAUAAACAAUUUUUUCUAUUAAAAAAAUUUUUGUUCACUCACAGAGGGUGGGUUUUUGGGCAAAAAUAGCGAUUUUUUCAAUGGUUUUGUUCACUCACGGAGGGGGGAGUAAGCAAUUGUCUGAUAUCGCAGAAUUUCCAAGUUUCACUAGAAUGGUAGCAGGCACUGACUAUAUCAGCAAAACAUGAAUUAUGUAUAUGAAUAUAAUGGGCUGAAAAAGUUGUGUAGUCCUUUACGCUGACGAUGCCUAUGAUACAGGAAUUUACAAUACUUUUGUUGAGCAGUCAGAAUCCAAAAAAAUCAAAAUUUUAAAUGAUGAAAAAUAUCGGAAAAUUCCUUUUUCUUAUAAUUCUACACAACUUGAAGAUUAUAGACUUAAUUUUCAAAACGCAAUUGAUCAAAACUGCAAUAUAUUUUUUAUAUUUGUAGCUGAGCCAAUAUAUUUUUUUGUAUUAGAAAGUAUGUAUGAUCUAGGGGUUAGAAGAGGAGAUGCCAUUUUUUUAAUAAGCUGUCUAAGUGGUAGUGAUUUUUUAUAUAUCACUCCUAUAUUAAAUAUGCUUUAUAAGACUAUAUUUGGAUUUUUGUAAACAAAAACUAAAUAUUUAAUGCUAUACAUCAUGUCCAAAAAACCUCAGAACUUUUGAAUGGAAUUUUAUUUUUAUUUUUUUCUGAAUGAGUAGGAGAUUUUGGGCAAAAUCUUCAAAAGGAGUUUAAUCUGGCUUAUCCAGGUUAUGGGGAUAGAGUCAGAUGUCUUCAUUAUGACGCUGUGUGGGCUAUUUGAGAUGCAGUAAACAUGCUAAUUAAUAAUGGAGCAAAUUAUGAAGAUAAUACAGCACUUAAUUGAGCUUUGAGAAAUGUAAAAUUUAAAGGCUGCUCUGGGACUGUAAAAAUUGAAGCUGGAUCUAAUGAUCGAAUUUUGAAUUAAGAUUAAGAUCAAUUUUAAGAUUAAUUAAAGCUUUGUUUAAAGACGGCCGGGGAUUUCCUUCUUAUUAGUUAAUCCGCCUCGUCAGGCGCUCACCUCCGCCAUAUUAAUUUAUUCAUGAAUUUUGAACACUUAUAGCCUAUAUAAUGUUUACUAUGAUAAUUCUACAAAUAAAUGAAAAACAGUUGACAUUGGAUCUUUUGCACCUUUUACAGAAACUUAUUUUAAGUUAUAUCGAAAAAUUGUAUGGCCAAAAGGAAAUGUAGCCCCAAAAGAUAUGAAAAGCAGCCUUGACUGCCCAUUUAGAAAAAUUAAUAUUCAGGUGUCAACAGGGAGUAGACUGAUUACUAUGGGUAUUUGUAUAUUUAUAUCUGUGGUUUCUAUUUCUUUUGCGGUUUUAAUGUGAAGAAAAUUUUUUUCUUAUGAUAUUGAGAUGAUUCAAACAAAAAAAUUUCUUACAGGUCUUGAUUAUUUAAUGCUCUCUAUGAUUUUUAUUGAAAUGCUUCAAUACCAAGGAAUUGGCCCAUCAUUUAAAGCAUUUAAUUCUUUUCUUGAUCAAGUCUGUGGGGUUGGCUCAUUAAGUAUACAGAAUUUCAUAAUUUUUGAAGGGUUCAUAUUUUGAUUGUGUUUUUAUGCAGCAGUUGGGGUUUCUGGGGUUUGAAUUUUAAUGAAUAUUAUUGUAUAUUUAAGAGUUGAUAAAAAAUGCGAAAACACUAAAGUCUAUUGAAUUUGUGGAUAUUUUUUAGGAUUUGAUGGAACUUUGACGCUAGUAAGCAACGUUCUUUUUCAGCCGAUAGCUUCAAUAUUAUUAAGUAUAACGGAGUGCGAUUUUUCGAUAGACUCUGAUUUAACUUGCGCUUAUUUAAAUUAUGAUUGCUAUUUAUCAUGCUGAAAUCCUGAGCAUUUAGGAAUAAUGAUUCCUACGAUUCUCUUAUUGUGUGGGUUUUUAUGCUUACUCCCCCCCCCCUCCGUGAGUGAACAAAAAAAUUUUGUUCACUCACGGAGGGGGGUUAAUUUUUUUUUUUUAAGAAAAUUUAUAUAUAAAUUUUUAUAAAAAUAUUUUUUUUUCGAAAUUUAAAAAAAUCCUAAUUCGUAAAAAUUGGAAAGCAAAUAUUAAUUCAAUUUGCAAAAUUUAUGUUUUAAAAAGCAAUUCGUUUAAAAAUAAACAGAAUUAGCUCUAGAUUUCAUUAUAAUAAUUAUCAUUUAUAUAUCAAAUUUUUUUUUUCCAUAAAAAAUUUUUUGUUCACUCACGGAGGGUGGGUUUUUGGGCAAAAAAUAGGGAUUUUUGGGCAAAAAAUAGGGAUUUUUCUAAUGGUUUUGUUCACUCACGGAGGGGGGGGAGUUAGCAAUACUUAUGAGGCCUCUCUGGCAAGAAUGCCAAGAAAAUUUAAACAUCAAAGCUGAUCCUGCUAACUUAAUGAUUAAAAGUGGGCUACAAAUCGCACUUAUUUCGAUUGAUAAAACUCUUAGAAUUAUCAAUGAGAUUCUUCAUGGCUCUAUUUAUUUCGCAUUGAUGCUCUCCUAUCUUGGUUUUAUUUUAUAUAGAAAAAGUUUUAAUUUUGACAGAGCCAAUUUGCUUUACAAUUGCUUAAUUUUUUGUGUAAUCUGAAACAGUGGGCUAAGUUUAUUAUAUAUGAUAUCAAAUGAUGCUGAUUUUUCUAUAUGAGUAGGGAUUCAGAUGGGAGGACUCGCUUUUAUAAUGAUUUGUGGGCUGAUUGUUAAGCAUAAGCUCCCGCCUUCAUUUUUAGUCAGAAAGCCUGGCAAAAAAAUUAAAGACCUAUUUAGGUUUGCUUUAGCAGAUAGCAGCUUUAUUAAUAUGACAAUGCGGAUGAGAAGCUCAGCACAAUUAUCAUAUAUGGUAAGUUCUCCGCGCUCAAAAGAACAUUUUGAGACUAUAUCACGAAGGAUGGAAAUGCCAAUUGAAUCAUAA